AUGUCCACUUGCCUCGCUCUAGAAGACAGUAGCAAAAUAUGUGAGGGAGCUUGUUAUCUCUUAUUACAGCUUGAGUGUUCGACCCAAGGUAGGACUGCGAAGGGCUACUCAAAAAUAGGGGCAGCCUUGGAUGCAUAUCUAGAGCAAAUAGCCUUGCCAAAAGUCGAAACGACAUCCAACACUGACUGCAUCGACCGUCUUGCACUUGUCAUUGCUAUUUAUGUUAAUUGAUGUCCUCAGAGUUGGGCAGUCGGUGCAAUUUCACAAUAACGUAGGCUACAGUGAACGGCAACGACAGACUGUCAAUAUAAUAUGAGCUCAUAUGUGACCCAGUGUGCCAAGUCUGCUGCCGCGUUGUUCCAGCGGGCCCACGAGCGCACCCAUCUUUACAAGCACUGCCGUCGCACGCAGUCAGAGAGAUUUAUGAAGCUUUCAAGGCCUUUUGAUUGAUCGGCCACUCGAUGGGGAUUCACCGUGGAGCUCCCACCUGUGCAGUCUGCCCUCCGCCCCGCCGCCUCCCCUCCCUCUACCGCACUUCCUCCAUACAAAUCAUGAAACUGGUAUUAACUGAAUGGCAAUCAAUAUGGAUUUUUACUAAUUUCAGUAGACAAUAAAUACCAACGCACACACACAUUCACACACAAACACACACACACACAUAUAUAUACACACACACACACACACACACACAUACACACACACAUGCCUACACAUACAUAUGCAUGCUUUACCUUAAAGGGAGUGACCUCAUGACAAAGCCAUAUCUAGGCGAACGCAACAAUACCAAAUAACCCCACAGCGUUGGUGGAGCAUCUCUGAAUAAAAGAAAAACAAUCGCAAAAUAGGACAAAGCACACAAGGAAUGUACCUUUGAGAGAUUUUUUUUUGUUGUUUUCACUCAUCAUUGAGUUACCUCGGCAACACAGUGAAGACGACUGCAUUAACAGACGAUCGGACGACACAGGGAGUUUAUACUUUUUUUUUUUAAAGGAGAAACCAUUGUUUGUAAGUUGUCAUAGGUUGACAGUUUGUUUUUUUCCUCUCUAAACAAACACUUGUUUGGUUUUCGCCUUCGGUUGUCGUUUGGAGAGGCCUGACGGUGCACCAUUAGCUCGGCCGUGUGCAUGCCGGCGACCAUGGCACCUCAGAACACUGACGCCGACGCAAUGCAAGUGCAAGGCGUGGUGGUGGUACCCGCCAAACGCAGCGGGGGGCUGGAGAAUGGAGGGGGAGAUAAAGGUGGACAUGGCGGAGGCAAAGGAGGUGGUGGUGGAGGAGCAGGAGGACCAUGUGGAGGAGGUGGAGGAGGAGGAGGCAAGGACCUGGAGGGCCAAGAGGAGUCACCGAGCGAGGGCUCUAUAGACCGCAUUCCGCUCCGUCAGUGGAUCAUGCACGGGGCGGUCAUGUUCGGACGCGAGUUCUGCUACGCUAUGGAGACGGCAUUGGUCACUCCUGUCCUGUUGCAAAUAGGUCUUCCAGAACAAUACUACAGCUUGACGUGGUUCCUGAGUCCCGUCCUGGGCCUGAUCUUCACGCCGCUGAUUGGCUCGGCUAGUGACCGCUGCACGCUGCGCUGGGGCCGCCGGCGCCCCUUCAUCCUGGCGCUGUGCGUUGGUGUGCUCCUUGGCGUGGCGCUCUUCCUUAACGGCUCGCUCAUAGGUCUCGCCCUCGGUGACGUGCCGAACGAGCAACCCAUCGGGAUCGUGCUGACCGUGCUGGGGGUGGUGGUGCUGGACUUUUGCGCGGACGCCACGGAAGGCCCUAUACGGGCCUACCUACUGGACGUGGCUGACACUGAAGAGCAGGACAUGGCCCUCAACAUCCACGCCUUCUCCUCAGGUCUUGGUGGAGCUGUGGGCUACGCGCUGGGCGGCCUAGACUGGACCCACACUUUCUUGGGCCGGACGUUCAAAUCGCAGGAGCAGAUCCUGUUCAUGUUUGCGGCCGUGCUCUUCACCGGGUCAGUGGCGCUGCACCUGUUCAGUAUCGAGGAGCUGCAGUACAGCCCGCAGCAGGACCGGCUGGACGAGGAGGACGACACGCUCUCCUCAGUCAAGCUCAACGGCAGCCUGGCCCAUCAUGGCCAGCCGCACCUGCUGCUGGACGACGAGGACGAGGACGGCGACGAGCGCUGCGACCUCUACGACGAGGAGGACGAGCGGGACGAACUGGACAUGGAGUUCCUGGACGUGGAGAUGGUGCGGAGCAAGAGCGACUCGGUGCUGGCCAUGGCCGACGCCACGCUGGACCACCUGGAGGCCGACGCGUCCUUCCUGCGGCAGAUCGAGCCGUCCAUCUUCGCCGACCGGCUGUCGUCGUACCACGGCUCGCCGCCCAGGCGCAGCAGCAGCGCCGGCAGCCAGGACUUCCUGCGCAUGGCCAGCCGGGCUAGCGACGGACCGUCCGGCGGCGGAGGAGGAGCGGGGACCGCCCGCUUUAGCCGCCUGUCGGCGUUCCUCCAGGAGCUGGAGCGUGAGGGCGGCGAAGAGGCGCUGCUCAACAACUGCCAGCUGGACGACUCGCCCAAGUCGCCCAACGGCCACGCGCCCGGCGGCGGCGACGCCAACGGCAAUGGCGUGGGCACCAACGGCCGGCCGCGCUCGGGCCCCUCGGGCCUCAAGGCCUCCAGCGCCAACGCCUCCAUCCGCCGCCGGCGCCACACCUUCUACCGCCAGCCGUCCUGCACCUUCUCCUACUACGGCCGCGUGGGCUCCCACCGCUACCGCUAUCGGCGCGCCAAUGCCGCCCUCCUCAUCAAGUCGUCGCGCAGCAUGAACGACAUCUACGAGAUGCAGAAGCGGCAGCAGCGCAAGCGCACGACCACGACCGUCAAGCGCGCGCGCCACCAGAGCGGCAACACCAACUCCAGCGGCGACACGGAGAGCGAGGAGGGCGAGACAGAGACCACCGUCCGGCUCUUGUGGAUGUCCAUGCUGAAGAUGCCCCGGGAGCUGAUGCGCCUCUGCAUCUGCCACCUGCUCACCUGGUUCUCCAUCAUCGCAGAGGCCGUCUUCUACACUGACUUCAUGGGCCAGGUCAUCUUCGAGGGAGACCCUACGGCUGCUGCCAACUCCACAGCUCUGUAUAACUAUCAUAAAGGAGUGCAGAUGGGCUGCUGGGGACUGGUCAUCUACGCUGCCACAGCUGCCGUGUGCUCAGCGCUACUCCAGAAGUACCUGGACAACUUUGACCUCAGCAUCAAGGUCAUCUACAUCCUGGGCACGCUGGGCUUCUCCAUCGGCACGGCCGUCAUGGCCAUGUUCCCCAACGUCUACGUGGCCAUGGUGAUGAUCAGCAGCAUGGGGGUCAUCUCCAUGAGCAUCUCCUACUGCCCGUACGCCCUGCUCGGCCAGUACCACGAAAUCAAAGAGUACAUCCACCACAGUCCAGGCAAUUCCAAGCGAGGCUUUGGCAUCGACUGCGCCAUCCUGUCGUGCCAGGUGUACAUCUCUCAGAUCCUGGUGGCGUCAGCGCUGGGCGCCAUGGUGGAGGCCACGGGCAGCGUGCGCGUCAUCCCCAUCGUGGCGUCCGGCGGCUCCUUCCUGGGCUUCCUGACCGCGUGCUUCUUGGUCAUCUACCCGCAGGACGGCGACGGGGCACACGGCAAGGGCGAGCAGACCAAAGCGCUGACGUCCUCGUCGGCGACCUCGUCCCUGGAAGUCGUGGAGAAGCCCAGCGUGCUCAAGCUGACCCGCAAGGGUGCCGCCACCACCACCUGCAAGGUGGAGUGCGAGUCCACCCUGUGACCGUGCACGAGGAACGAAGUGCAUGAAAACAGACUAGCGUAUGACAAACAAGACGCAACGCAAUGCAGCACUCCACAGCGGUUGUGACAAACAACGCACACGCACACACUCAUGCACACACUCAUGCACACACUCAUGCACACACUCAUACACACACUCACACAGCCUCAAAGUGGUUGUCACCAAUGAGGCAUAAAACAUUCCCAUCAGUGCACAGUGGUCUCCGAUCUCAUUCUCUUGCAUGCGUCCAGGAGAGAGCGAGAGAGAGAGAGCAAGAGAGGACCAGAGGAUAGAACUUGAAACAAGAGACUAAAAAAGCUGUUUCUUCAUUUCGUCCUCAGUUCAUUUUUGUUUGUGUGUGUGUGUGUGUGUGUGUGUGCGCGUGUGCGCGCGUUUUUUUCUUCUCGAGCUUGUGGGCCUGGCCUGGCCGGACUCAGGGCUCAGUGUGGAGCGGGCACUUGCCCGUCUCUCCCUCUCAGGGCCACCAGGGGGCGUCCCUGGACUGGACACAUCAGGGGUCAGGGGGGGAAGUGUGUUCAGGAUGGUGUGGAGGAACUCUGAAAGACACACACCUCUCCCACUCACUUUUACCCCCCAAUGUAAAGAUGGAAAGGAAAGUUUAAACAAAAAUGUCUGUGAGAAUAUUUCCUUUGAAUAUACAUAUAGAGAUAUAUACAUACAUAUACAAACAUUUAUAUUUUCCCUUAAGUUAUUAUAUUUAGCAUUUUCUUUUCUUGUUCGACCUGAUGUCUCAUGAUGACUGGAGACAUUGCAGUUACCAAAAGUUGCCCAGUUAAACGACUCUUAUCAGAGUAAUGUUUUACUUUGUGGACUUGUAGACUUCACUUGGCUUUAUUUAAAAAUACAAGAAAGCUGGUGUGUUUAGGUGCUCACAUCGUCAGGAGCGCUCUGAGAUUUUGGGGUCAUUCCCCGAGUUGGGCAUCGAAGAGCUCAAUUUUGACACCUGGAUAAGGCACUAUGGCAGUACCUGAGGGGGUUUGCCUGGGUCUUCUGGAGCGGUCUCAUUGGGUCCAUCUGGUGUUCGUUUUAACCAGGUGUUUCAGGUCCACACACAUCCUCAACCUUUCUGCGCAAAGCCUGACAUUGCCACCUCAAGGGCAUUAGAUCUCAUGGUGGUCGAAGGCGGUCGAAACACUUUUUAGAAUCGAUAUAACAAAUAAAAAAUCUCAAUGCUGCAUCAGAGUUGUAGAGUAUUAGCCUGAUACCAAAUAAAAGAGAAGCAACAGGAUGGAGAAGUGGAGCGCGUUUGAAAGGACAUUUGUUUUUUUUCUCAGCUCCCUUCGUUUUCGUUUCUUUAAUCUUUUGGAGUUGGCUGUCUCUCGACACAAGGUCAAUGCUCUUUGCUGGAUGUCACUUCAGAGAUGUUUAUAUCCAGGUGUGCCUGUGCUUGGAGGAGACAGGGGGUGGUGGUUGGGUGGGGGGGGGCGACUUUAGGGGAGUUUGAGGCUGAUGGUGCCUGUUGCUGGCAGCACUUUUGUGGCAGAACUUGAACUGUGCAGGAAUUACCAUGAAGACAAAUGUAGCGGUGUCUCUCUUUUUUUUUUUUUUUUUUUCUCUCUCUCUAAUUUUUUUGUUUUUCUUUUCCCUUUUUUUGUCCUGUCCUCAAAACACAAUCUCCUAUGUUUGUUUCUGACAAACAAAAAAAGUAUUGAGUUGAGUUAAGUCCUCUCACUAGUCUGUUUACAUUUGCACCUGGUUGCUGCAUGUGCGGCAGUGGAGUGGGGCUUGGAUGAAAGAAGAGAGUAAGACUUUAGUUUAGUCUUUCUCUAAAAUUCCCCACACAGUCAGAUCUUCCAAACAAGUCCUCACCGUGAUUCAAUCUCCUUUUCACUCUUAUGUUUGCACAGCUUAAGAUGGGGACAAAGGCCAUGGUGAUGACCCAUAGCUGUGGCCUAACAGUUCUCCAUAGGGAGAAAUCGCUGUAUGUUUUGGCGUAUUCAGGGCAUAUUGUUCUGCGCCCUAAAACCUUUUUUUUCUCCAAUGGCAUGUUCAUAGGGCAGAGUAGGGCCCUUUAGUUCUGAGUUCUGCCCUCCUUUUUGCAAAGCUAUCAGUCGGAGGUGUAAUGUUACCACAGGUAUAUAUAUUUUUCUUCUUCUAAAAAAUGGUUUCCAUUUUACAUUACUUAUGAUGGUAAUACUUCUGUUCCAUAGAAGUAGAGAAUCGAAUUAACGGCGAAGUACAUUUUCAGUGUCUCAGAGAAGCCAAACUUGAAGACAGACCGUACACAAAAAAUUAUUGUUUUCCCUUACUGAGAAAUCAGGCAAAUAAUCAGUUGCAAUAAUGCUAUCUGCCUCAGUAAAGUUGAUUUGUUUUAUAACACUGGGGUGAAAUUGUCAUGCAUGAAUGGUUGUUGGUAUAUUCUAUUUACUACAGCAAUGUAUUCAUAGAUUUUCUUUUUUUUUGAGAACAGCUGUCUUUAAAUACUUGAAGUGCAAACUGGGUGUUUCUGAGAAGCAAUGGAGUAUGUAUUCAGCUCCAGAACUCUUGCUGCAGAUGGCAGAAUGUUGACAUGGAGUGAUUUGAAUUAGGCCUUGCUUGGGGAGUAGAACUUUUGAUUCCAUCAGGUGACAAUGUCAAGUACUGAAUGUAAUAUUUGUUUGUUUUUCUAUGUGUUACGAGCAGAAGAUCUGACAUUGCACAGAACUUGCACAUACAGUUUUAGAAAAUCAUCUUGCAAAAGAAAGAAAUAACUGAACUGUGGAUAUUUAUUUUUUGACCUCUUGGUAAUGGACACUUCAACUUUUAUUUAAAGAAAAUAUAUAUACAGAGAGAUAUAUUUACAGUAGAGUUAAUGCAAGGGAUGUGGGUUGGUUACGACUGGAAUACAGUUGUGAGUGAGUGAGCGUGUAUGUGCGUGUCGGUCUCUGUGUGGUCCAUCAUGCAGUGUAUGUUUGUGUGUGUGCGUGUGUGUGUGUGUGCACACACGCGAUAAAAAUCACACCUCAAUUGUUUCCCUUUCCUCACGUCUUUACAGUCUGUCUGGUUUACAAAUCACACUUUAAAUCCCACUGCGGAAAAUUUUAUUUCUUGAACAGACUUUUUUUGUCCUAAGAAUGCACCGGUUGCUUUUUUCAGUUAUUUUAUUAAUCAUAGGAAAAUUUAACUGUCUCUCACGUCUUCACUGACAAAUUAUGUUACACAUUUUGAGUCUUAGAAUGAACUGGGAGUCAGAAUUUUUCUCUUGAGGAAAUUUAUAUGGAUGUUACUUCAAGGAAAAAAAAACUAUGAAUGGGGAAAUACAGACUAAUUGCAGUGUACUAUAUGCCUUGUUAUUCAAAGUUGUAAAUAUUCAUUUAAAUAGUUUCUUUUGCUGCUAUUAAAAAGCUGAUUAUUUUAUAUUAGGAUUUUUUUUCUAAAAGACAUGUAUAUAAAGUCUGUACAUAAGCUUGAGCCUUCUAAUAUAGAAACAUUGAAAAAAAAAACACUGUAUUGAAUGCACCUUUAAAGAAUCUUAACCAAA
This is a messenger RNA of Alosa sapidissima (American shad), 7227 nucleotides long. Its product is annotated as solute carrier family 45 member 4. Bases 1125 to 3746 code for a protein of 873 amino acids. Lineage: Eukaryota; Metazoa; Chordata; Actinopteri; Clupeiformes; Clupeidae. The record is from RefSeq and is a predicted model, not a curated record. Gene Ontology annotation, molecular function: sucrose:proton symporter activity. Gene Ontology annotation, cellular component: membrane. The transcript is spliced from 9 exons. Gene Ontology annotation, biological process: transmembrane transport.